This is a messenger RNA of Melitaea cinxia (Glanville fritillary), 1289 nucleotides long. Its product is annotated as testis-expressed protein 9-like. Lineage: Eukaryota; Metazoa; Arthropoda; Insecta; Lepidoptera; Nymphalidae. The transcript is spliced from 6 exons. The record is from RefSeq and is a predicted model, not a curated record. Bases 173 to 1255 code for a protein of 360 amino acids.
CGUUGUCAUGGCAACGAAUAUUGUUUGAUGACAGUCUAUGAAUCUACAUUUUGAUUAAAAUUGAAAUAUGUUUAAAAAAAACCUUUAAAAAAUUACAUACAACAUUUUAAAAGUCAAAUGAUUAAGCUUAUUACUUAAUUUAAGAAAUUUAUUAAGGUAAAACUCAACAAAUAUGGACGCAGUAGAUCUUAUAGCACGCGAGAAUGAAUUUAAGAAAUUGAACAAACAAUUAGAGAAGAAAACGGAAAGUUUAAUGAAAGAAAUUGAGCAUGUUAUGCAAAAACAAGAUAUAUUUUCAGAAUUCUCUCACAGCCUCACAUUAACGCCUACACACAGACAAACAAAGAGUCAUUGCUGUGAAACACAAACAUCAACACCGACCAAAGAGGUCCAAAUCAAAAAGAACAGACCGCUAAGUAAAAGUAAAAAAGAACAAAAUUCAAAUUUAGAAAGUGAAAGUCCAAAAAGUUUUGAAAAUGGAAUACAAGAAGUCACAGAUACAGACAAAGUUAAAGAAGUAACUUGUAGUUGUUGUAUUUUGUCUAAAGGUAGAGAAAGUAACAAUGAUUUGGAAUUUAUGUACGCUUUUGUAUCGAUAAAUGUUAAGGACAAUGUGCUGCCGCAGUCAUUUUUAAAAGAUAAAAUAACGGUUGAAAAUGUGUGUAAAUUCUUGUCUGCCAAAGUGAAACUGAUGCAGGAACAAAUAGACAAGCUUCAAGGAACCAUAGACAAGAAGAUAAAACAGUGUGAAGGACACAUGACACAUAUAGCGGAGUUGGAGAGUGAGCGUAUGGCGCUUAUCAACAGAGCCAAUAGUAUGCGUUCCGAAACAGCCGAUAUGAAGGCGAAGUAUGCGGUGGUACAGAAUCGAUUGAAUGAGAAAGAUCGUCUCUAUAAAGAACAGAGAAGCAACACAGAUAAACUAACAUCCGAAGUGAAAAAUCUUAAAAGUAAAAACAUAAGCCUUGAAGCGAGAUGCGCGUCCCAAGAGGAAACUAUAUCUAAUCUCAAACAGCAACUGGAAAUAGCGAAAAUGACGGAAAAGGAAUAUCGAGAAUCAACCAGAACAUUAUCGUCGUCCCAUCAAAACUCCAUAACACGUUUAGAAGCAAAAAUAAAGACUUUGACAUCUCAAACAGAUAAACAAAACUCCCUCAUAGACAAUCUGAGGAGACAGAACGCUCUCUUACUGACAGAGGGCGCUGUUAGGGCGUUAGAAAAAGAAUAUUGUGAAUUUUUAAGUCAAGACUUGUAAAAUAUAUUAUUGAAUAAAAGUUAUUUGAAUUUUC